CUUAGCCGCCCCCUCUCCGGAACCGAGCUCGGUCGCGGCAACCGUACGUACGUACGUCGCCUUCGUCGUAGCCGGUCGAUUUGCGGCGCCUCCACCGGUGAGUCUCCGCUCGCCUCUCCUUCCCCGUAGAGUAGAACUCGGGAGAGUAUCCUGUGAUACAGGAGCAUAGGUGCUCCCAUGAUACGGACUUCUGGACCCUCGGAUCUCAGAUCCAACGACACACGAGGAGCUUCCGUAGCUGCUGUACUUGCGCGCAUUUUAGAUUCUACAUGGCCUUUUUUGCAAAAAGGUGUAUCAUUUCACAGGAGCUUUUGGAUCUGAGAUCCAACGGCCGAGCUCGCAUGGGAGCGCCUAACCUUAGGUGCUCCCGGAGCACCAGAUAUUUUUCCAGUAGAACUCUCCAUCGAUAGCGUUUGCUUUGCGUCACGUCGCCUUUACCUCGUCGACGCCAAGUCCACCAUCACCUGCCCACGUAUUGGAGAUAAACAAUGAAACAUCUCUCAGAGCUGGGUCGAAGCUUUUUUUUUCAUGGCGCCGUUAUAGAUUUCUUAAUUUUCUGACAUAUAACCCCACAAGACUGAUGGCGGGCGCGAAGUCGUCGGUUCUGCUGACGUGAAGCCGUGGGACGACGAGACCGACAUGGCCAAGCUCGAGGAAGCCGUGCGAGGCGUCGCCAUGGAAGGAUUGACAUGGGGGGAGCAUGCAUCCAAGCUUGUUCCGGUUGGGUACGGGAUGAGCAAGAUGCAGAUCAUGCUGACGAUCGUCGACGAUCUCCUGUCCGUCGACGACCUCAUCGAGGACCAUCUCUGUGCUGAGCCCGUCGACGAGUUCGUGCAGAGCUGCGACAUUGCCAGCUUCAACAAAAUAUGAAAUUACUCACCGCAUUCGAAGAAGCAGAAUUUGAUUUCGCAGCACAAGAUUACUACUCCCUCCGUCCCAUAAUAUAAGAGCGUUUUUUCCACUAGUAAAGUAUAAAAAAUGCUCUUAUAUUAUAGGAGAGAGGGAGUAGCUAUUAGUUGGUUUCCUGGUUACCGAGUUAUUCUUAGUUAAUAGUACUUUGUUAUUGUUUUUGUCAGUCGUCAUGUGCUUCCUUGUACUAUUCGUUGUUUCGAGGAAGCCCUGUUUCCUCUGUGGAAGACUGUCUUUUUGCUUCUAUGAAAAAGUAUUUAAUGUGAUGAAAUGGUCAACGAGAA
Molecule: messenger RNA, 1193 nt
Organism: Triticum aestivum (bread wheat)
Lineage: Eukaryota; Viridiplantae; Streptophyta; Magnoliopsida; Poales; Poaceae
Product: elongation factor 1-beta
Exons: 3
Coding region: 640-870 (76 amino acids)
Biological process (GO): translational elongation
Cellular component (GO): eukaryotic translation elongation factor 1 complex; cytosol
Molecular function (GO): translation elongation factor activity; guanyl-nucleotide exchange factor activity
Source: RefSeq, a predicted model, not a curated record